Spizellomyces punctatus DAOM BR117 is the source of this 3864-nucleotide messenger RNA. RefSeq lists its product as uncharacterized. The transcript is spliced from 8 exons. The coding region runs from base 297 to 3761 and encodes 1154 amino acids. Gene Ontology annotation, molecular function: phosphorelay sensor kinase activity; histidine phosphotransfer kinase activity. NCBI's taxonomy places the organism in Eukaryota, Fungi, Chytridiomycota, Chytridiomycetes, Spizellomycetales, Spizellomycetaceae. The record is from RefSeq and is a predicted model, not a curated record. Gene Ontology annotation, biological process: phosphorelay signal transduction system; protein autophosphorylation.
CAAUUUAAAGUUGGAUUUGGGGACUGUUUCUUUUGCAACUUCCAACUAGGAAUUCUGCUUGAUUUCGAGAUUUCACAGUUUUUGGCUUCCAUCAGACUCCGUUCCUUUUGGCCACCACACACUUUUGACGUAGGCAGUUUGCACUCGCAAACACCGUCUCGUCGGCGUUCACAACUCCGAAUGCCGUCGUUUGAGAGAGUGCACCUGCUGGCAUUGCAAACGGUACACUGGAGAUUCAGUGACGACCCAAGUUUAUGUAGCUCAUUCCCCAUAAUCUAGAUCUUGUCCGUAAUAUAAUGGCGAAACAUCUGUCAAUGGUUCCAUCAGAGUCCACUGAGCCAGGCCCUGCAACUACGUUUCAAGCUGCAGACAACUCGGGAACGGAGGAGAUUGCUAUUCUGCAGAAUCCGCCUCUUGCACAACGGCCUACACGGCUGGAUGCUACGCCGCCACAAUGGAAAUGGUCAGCACCCCGCCCGACAACAGAUAGUCGACGACGGGACAGUGCAAGGGUUUCGUCUCCAAGGGUUUCCCUGUCCCGACCAGGGCAUGAAAGUGCAGGCAAUGCCAACUCGACUGGGUCUGGGGAAAACAGAUGGAGUCGCCGGAGAUCAUGGAAAAGAUUGUUAAUAACAUGCGGACUAGAAUAUCCUCCUUCAAUUACGGAAAGGCCACUUUGGUGGAGACCGUGGAGGAGCGCGAUCGCUGCUACUGUUCUCUGGUGGAUCAUCGCGUAUGUAGCUUUGCAAUAUACUCUGAAGGACUAUUCCUCUUUCUGGCCGCCCAACGGAGUAUAUGUGGGCUGCAUGAUCGUUUCAUCACCAUAUACCCGGCGGCUGAUCCCAUUCUGGAUGGCGCUAGGCAUAUACACUGUAAAUUGGGUAUGGAAGUGGCCGUGGCAGAUAUGUCUAGCGUUUACGAUCGUAAACUCGGUUGAGGCGCUGCUCGUGUCUUUUACAACAUUUACCUUGGCCAGUCUCCUUACAGAACCUGGUCCUAUCGACUUGACCAAAAGAGCCCACAUGAUAUCUUUUGGGAUUGGGUGUCUAACAAUUCUCAUCACUGCCCUCGGCGGUGGCUAUAUGACCAUGUGGCUGAUCAAUCCAUCUUUUGAAUACCAUGCUGCUUAUCUGAGAUGGCUAGGUCGGAACUUUGUUGGAAUGGCUUUGACGGCCCCCCUUGUUGUUUCCAUCGGACGCACAACUCCGGAGAAAAUCAAGAAUUUUAUACGAUACCAGCGCUCACGAUUUAUUCAAUCCGUAGUUUUGUCCGUUCUCGUCAUCGCGUGCCCUGCGAUAAGCAUGUAUUUUCUGGACCGGUCUAUUUUCUCAGCAAUCGUCGGACUCUAUUUAUGUUACCCGUGGGUUCUGUAUAUGAGCACUCUCCUGGGUGUCUUUGGUGCAGCUUUUUCCACCAUGUUGGUGGCACUAUCUGCGGCAACCACCGCGGUCAUCUUCAGCAAGUCUCACAAGGACACAGAUCAGAUCAUUCCCAUUUCUCAACAGUUGAUCUGGAUCCAGCUGUUCCUGUCUGUGCUCAUUUUCACUGCUUUAUCAUUCGUCACAAUCUUGGCGGAGAGAGAUAAAGCGUAUCAGAGCGUGGAGAACCGUGUCAAGAUACGGACCGCGGAAUUGACUGAUGCAUUGACAAAGUUGGAUGCAGCAAAGGGCAGAGCGGAAGGGGCGGACCGGGAUAAGGCCGUUUUUCUGUCGUUUUUGUGCCACGAACUACGUAAUCCCUUGCACGCCAUUACCAACAUGGCAGAAUUUUUAUUGGAAGACAUGGGAAAAGAGGCUGCGAUCAAGCAGCACAAGGAGAGCACGACACCUCUUUCGUCACAGGAGGAUUCCACAGGAGAUGUGACAGCCCAAUCGCUCGAAAAGGUGCCUCUUUUGCAGCGUGGGCCAGAGUAUAAGACACAGCCGCGGCGGCCUAGUCACUCCUCCAUGAGAUCAAUUGAGGAUUCACAACACCGAUCGGCACACGCAAUAAAACUCUCCUCUGAGUACAUGCUUGCCCUCGUCAACGACGUUUUGGAUCUAGGAAGGUUCGAAGCAGGACGGGUGUCCCUCGAGAACGUUUUGGUCGAUUUUUGGACUCUCUUGGAAGGCAACUUUUCAUGUGGCAGACAGCUGGCUCGGGGUCACGAUGUCGAGUUUUCUUGUAAUAUCAGUCCGGAGGUUCCAAAAUGGGUGGAAACCGAUCCGGUGCGGUUUCAGCAAAUCAUGAACAACUUGAUUUCAAAUGCUUACAAGUUCACCCCGGAAAAUGGCAAAAUUGGAGUAGAAGUCCGUUGUGUGACUGGCUGGUGGGCACCCAAAGAAUGUCAAUGGGGAGGUGUUCGCUUCGCUAAAAAGGCGUGGAAAGAAGAGGGGCCGGAGACCUUACAGGAGGAAGUCAUGAUUGAGAUAUUGGAGGCAGCAGAUGUGAACGGGAAACACGAACGCGAGCUUCUGCCACACGAAGAAUGUGAAGACGUUUCACCAAUGGUAGAGCUUCGAAAUGAGACAUUAGGCACGGUUUCUUGGGCGGUUCCCCUUGACAGUCCUUGUACGGAUGGAUCAACAGUGAUCAUACAUCACACCCCUCCAAAGGAGUGGUCGGCUCCGCAGCCGGAUUGGCGUGAAUGGGUCCUCCUUGAAAUUUCUGUCUGGGACACGGGUAUCGGGAUGGCACCAGACGUGGUUGCGACCUUAUUUAGACCGUAUGCCCAGGCAGCUGUAUCGACAAUGCGAGAAUACGGCGGUAGUGGGCUGGGCCUAGCUAUCACGGAACAAAUUGUCGCGUUGAUGGGCGGCACGGUUGGCGUAGACACAAAACCUGGUAAAGGGAGCAGGUUUACAGUUGUUCUGCCGAUACGGGUCAACGACCGUCCUGAAGAUGGGCUGGAGGUGAAGGUUACGCCGUUUGGAAAUAUGAGACGGAGACGAAGUUGGCGUCCCCCGAAACGUGAGGGCUCGACGAGAGAUCAGAGAACGGCUGGUAACUCGCCUUCAACCCUCCAAGCGGACAAUUGUGCAGAACCUUUACCAGCGUUAGUCUUACCCGUUAUCAAAACUCCCAGCUUGUCAGACAUGGCGCAGACACGGGUCGACCAAGGAGCGAAUAGUCUGUUGGAACUAGUAACAAUCGACGAGAAGAAACAAGGAGAACAUUCUAACCACCAAGAAUCGCUCCAAAUACCGCCAUUUGCCCCUGUUAUCCAUGAACAACCUGUCACGGAUUCACUACCCACCCAAACACAACCGCAAAAUUCCAUAGUCCCACUCAAUCUUUCAUCACCAAUGGAUCAUCCAUCCACAAAUAGUGCACCCAUCAUAACGGCGCCUCACGUACCUAUUUGCCGUCCCGACCACAGUGGGCGACAAAUACUGAUCGUCGACGAUUCCACCAUCAACCGCCGCAUCUUAUUACGGAUGCUACAAAAGAUGUUGCCGCCUGAUAAUUUGCGUAUAGAUCAAGCGGAGAAUGGACAGGAAGCUGUUGAUUUGGUCAAGAGGAGCAAAGUUGCCGGGAAGGCGGAUUGGUAUCAUAUCAUCUUCAUGGACAUUGUCAUGCCCGUCAUGGACGGAUACGAAGCCACACGCUCCAUUCGGGAUCUUGGCUGCGGAACUCCAGUGGUUAUCACAACGGCCAAUCAGGUGGUGGGCAACGCAGAGGCCGAAGAACAGCUGCGAGAAGUCGGUGCUGACGAAGCAGUUGGAAAACCGUUUACCAAGGAUGUCAUUAUUGCGGUUUUGAAACGAUGGAAUCUUAUGUGAUUGAUAUGGUGGAUUUCGUUAUUGCAUGUGGAUACGCGUUUUGUACAUAAUUCUGGCCUUUAUGAUUAAUUUAUUGAGUUUUUAGCAUGGUGUUGUUGUCCCG